Saccoglossus kowalevskii is the source of this 1815-nucleotide messenger RNA. RefSeq names its product geranylgeranyl transferase type-1 subunit beta-like. Gene Ontology annotation, molecular function: CAAX-protein geranylgeranyltransferase activity. Gene Ontology annotation, cellular component: CAAX-protein geranylgeranyltransferase complex. Gene Ontology annotation, biological process: protein geranylgeranylation. The record is from RefSeq and is a predicted model, not a curated record. Lineage: Eukaryota; Metazoa; Hemichordata; Enteropneusta; Harrimaniidae.
ACACUAAAAUGGCGUCUGAUGCUGUUCGGCAAGAUUUCUGGCGAGAGAAACAUGUCAAAUUUUUCAGACGAUGCCUAAACGUUUUGCCAGAGCAGUAUUCAUCUUUAGAUACCAACAGAUUGACCAUUGCAUUCUUUGCUUUAUCGGGAUUAGAUGUACUUGAUGCUUUAGAUGUUAUAGAAAAAGAAAAAGAGUCCAUUAUUGACUGGAUUUAUUCUUUACAAGUUCUUCCAGAUGAUACAAAUAAGAAUAUUUCACAAUGUGGUUUUCGUGGUUGGCGGAUUGGUGCACCAUAUAACCCAUCAAAGGAAUCAUCGGUGUGUUUGGCCUAUGAUAGUGGACAUGUAGCAAUGACAUACACAGCAAUAGCAUCUUUGUUGAUAUUAGGAGAUGAUUUAAGUCGACUUAAUAAAGCAGCUAUUUUAUCAGCACUUAGAACAUUACAAUUACCAGACGGAAGUUUCUGUGCCAUUCCAGAGGGUAGUGAAAAUGACAUGAGAUUUGUAUACUGCGCAUCUUGUAUAUGUUAUAUGUUAGAUGACUGGAGUGGUAUGGAUGUAGACAUGGCUGCUACAUUUAUAAAUCAGAGUUUAUCAUAUGAAUAUGGUAUUGCACAAGGACCAGGCUUAGAAGGACAUGGUGGACCAACAUUUUGCGGAAUUGCAUCCUUAGUACUGAUGCAGCAACUAGACUCAAUAUUUACAAAUAAACAAAUAGAACGAAUAAAACGAUGGUGUAUAUUCCGACAGCAAUCUGGAUUUCAAGGAAGACCAAACAAACCAGUAGAUACUUGUUAUUCAUUCUGGGUAGGAGCAACUUUAAAGUUACUUGGUGCUUUUGAACAAAUAGAUUAUUCAUCUAAUAGAAAUUAUAUACUCUCAACUCAAGACAAUGUUACUGGUGGUUUUUCAAAAUGGCCAGACUGUCAUCCAGAUGCAUUGCAUUCCUACUUUGGUGUGUGUGGACUAUCUUUAAUGAAAGAACCAGGGUUGAACCCAAUCCAUGCUGCAGUGAAUAUCACACAAAGAGCUUCAAGCCAUCUGAGUAAGAUACAUGAACAAUGGAGGCAAGACAAAUCAUAAUAACUGUUGCUCAAGAUGAUGAAACAGAGUGUGAAGAAAGCCAUUGAACUGAAUAGCUAUGUUUAGAAAUCUUAAAUGUGACAGCAAGGUUCUUAAUAGUAUACUGUAACUGGACAAAUAUGGUUGAAUUGUGACCAAUACAUUGAUAGUUUUCCACUUAUUUAUAAGUAUGUAGUAUUCUGUAAAUUUAAACAUAUGUGUAUUAAAUAAUUCUAGUAGAUAAAAUUCUCUGACAACAAAUAUGAUAUAUCCAAUACAAGUGAAGUAAGAAAUACAGUUUCUGCUGACAAAGUUUUGUUAUUUUUUAAACUGACCAAACUUACUGCUAGAAAAACAAUACUGAGUGAUGAUUUACUCUAUUAGAAGCACAUCUCCAAUAGAAGCUCAUAUAAACCAACAAUAGAAUUGAUUGUAAAAAUGUGACUUAGUUUGACCAAAGACACUUUAUGCGCAACUAAUAGAGCAAAAUCUGUAGUUAUACAUUCAUUCUGAGAAGUACUGCACCGGGGUUUUGAAAUAGAAUUGCUGUUUCAGGGAUAGAACUUCAGUAAUCUGAGGUGUGCCCACUUUCAGUGGCUUCUAAACAAAUUGUGAAAGGCUAAUAUAAUUGUAAUUAAUAGAUGUGGCUAUACUGUAAGCACAUCUCGACAAUAUGAAUUUUGAGUUCAGGUAUGUGCUUGUUCUGGAUAUGAUUCAUCAAUAUUUAAAACAAAAUAAAUAUGUUCAAACAAAA